CCUUAUUUGACACCUGCUCCUACUGACUAUUAUGCGGUUCACUGUUUUCCUUACCAUGUCUGCCUGGCUUCAAUCCAACCCUGCUGCGAGAUACGAUCGCGCCCAUAAAGUUGUAACACGCCCAGGUGUCCCACCACUCGAAAUGGAUUUGCUCUCAUCACAUGCCCGCUGUGACGAUUAUGCACUCCCCUCCCCCGUGUUACUAACCCCAAGGGCACUCAGGCCCUUGUUGGUGUUUGAUCCCAUAUCCUCACCGAGACGCGUUGAUCUCAUUCCAUCUGAAUGUAAUUACACCUUGUAUCUUCCUGUGCGCUGUGCCGCGGACCAGCGGGAUAACAUUUCGGACAUCUUAAAAAGAACCCUCGUACUCCUCUCUUUGAAUCAGUGCUGUGUGGCUUUGCUGUACGGUAGUAAGUGCACUGACGCUAUUUUAUUGUGUAACUGUA
Dicrocoelium dendriticum is the source of this 446-nucleotide messenger RNA. Lineage: Eukaryota; Metazoa; Platyhelminthes; Trematoda; Plagiorchiida; Dicrocoeliidae. The record is from the annotation of a GenBank genome assembly.